CAAAUCUCUGAUGUUCCACCGUAUGCAACACCGCAUAAGAUCAAACCCCUAAAAGACCAAACCAUGAAAAAACUAAAAGAAAAGUAUCCCUAUAAAAAUCCAACCUUUUUUCUCACUUUCCACUUUCUCUACACUUUCUCUCUCUACAAUUUCUCUCUCUACCAUGGCUCUUCAACUAUGGUCCACUCUCAAAGAAGCCAUAGUUGUCUACACAGGACUCUCCCCAACAACAUUCUUUACUGUUCUCGCCAUUCUCUUUGCUCUUUACUAUAUCGUAACGAGUCUCUUUGGUUCCAACGAUACUCACCAACGCCAUGGAACCUCACGUGACUUUGAUGCUCAGAUGGAGCCUCUUAAACCACCGGUUCAGAUCGGUGAAGUUACAGAAGAAGAGCUUAAAGAGUAUGAUGGGAAUAAUCCUGAAAAGCCUCUUCUUAUGGCUAUUAAGGGUCAGAUCUAUGAUGUUUCACAAAGCAGGAUGUUUUAUGGACCCGGCGGACCUUACGCUCUAUUUGCGGGUAAGGACGCUAGCAGAGCUUUAGCAAAGAUGUCUUUCGAAGAGAAAGACCUAACCGGCGACAUAUCUGGUCUCGGUCCAUUUGAGCUUGAGGCAUUACAAGAUUGGGAAUACAAGUUUAUGGGAAAGUAUGUAAAAGUUGGAACCAUCAAAACAACGGUUCCGGUGACCGAACCUGAAUCCACUGGUGAACCUUCCGAAUCUACUUCUCGUGAUGUCGAUGCUUCCAACCCUAAUGAAAACAACCAUGAAGCAGAAGCUUCUAAGCCUCAUGAAAAUACACCUUCAGAAACUGAAACUGCAGCUGUUAAAAGUGAUGAAACACCUUCAAAUGUUGAUGCAGAUAAAGAGUAACAAUGAAGGGUUGGAUAAUUAUCAAAUAAUGGAAACAAAUACAUAGGAGCUUCUGAUACACAAGAUUGAUCCUUUGUGAGUGUGUUCAGCAUAUAUAGGCUCCUCCUCUUGCACUUGAACUUGGGCUUAAAUAUAAUUUAGUUUUAUGUAAAAUGAAUUAGUGUUUAAAUUAUGUUGUUGGGUUUGAACUUGCUUGUGUUUUCUACAAGAUAUUUGUUAGUUAAUUAAGAGGCAAACAAAUGAACUUCUGUGAUCAUAUACUAAGCCAAGUAUUCAGUGCAUUUGGUAUGUAUUUGGUAAUCAAUGAAUCUGUUUAUAUGCUGUGGC
Messenger RNA from Cicer arietinum (chickpea), 1198 nucleotides. Its product is annotated as membrane steroid-binding protein 1-like. The record is from RefSeq and is a predicted model, not a curated record. NCBI's taxonomy places the organism in Eukaryota, Viridiplantae, Streptophyta, Magnoliopsida, Fabales, Fabaceae. Gene Ontology annotation, cellular component: membrane; endomembrane system; endoplasmic reticulum.